ACAUUUAUUUAAUUUUAAAAAACGUGUUCGUAAUCUAGACAGUCGCGACAUAGGUAGUCGAUUCUAAACGACUAUUCAUAAUUCAACUAGAUAUAAAACAAUGCAUAAUAGGAGAUCUUCAAGUUUCUCAUCCAUUACGGAGCUGUUCCGGCCGAACAAUCCUAGGAGACUGCGGUCAAGAGAUCUCAGUAGCACUCGUCUUAAUGCGCUUAAAAAGGAGAUAGAGACUAACACACAUCUUAUUCCACUCAAAGACCUAUACACUCGAUUAGGAACGGACCCAGUGAAAGGUCUGACAAGUGAUGCUGCCGCCGAACUGUUGGAGUAUUACGGCCCUAACACUUUGACUCCUACCUCGCACUUCCAAUGGCCGAAGAUGUUACUAAAAUGCCUGUUUACUGGUUUUUCAAUAUUAAUUUGGUUCGGUGCAAUACUUUGUCUGUUAUCGUACGUGAUUGAAUCAUCGAUGAAGGCACAUCCAAGCACUGAUAAUUUGUAUUUGGGCUGCGUGCUCAUAGCGGUCGACAUUAUCUGUGGUCUCUUCAGCUUCUUCCAAAACUUUAAAAGUUCAAAGAUAUUAAAAACAUUUAACAACAUGAUACCGAUGUCAGCGAAAUGCAUGCGAGAUGGAGUGUGGAACGCUGAGAUGCCGGUAGCCAAGCUGGUCAAAGGUGACAUCGUGCACGUGAAGGCCGGUGACGUCAUACCUGCCGAUAUACGGAUCAUUGAAAGCAAAGGAUUCAAAGUGGACAAUUCAUCGUUGACUGGGGAAAGCAGAGCUGUUACUCGUUCCAACACAGAAGGGACCACAAAUAUAUUAGAAUCACAAAAUGUGGCCUUCUUUUCAGCCCAAUGUGUCGAAGGAUGGGCUUUUGGUGUUGUGCUAUGCUGCGGAGACUUGACAGCGCUCGGACGAGUCGCCGGACUGGCGGCACGCUUGGAGCCCGCGCCGUCACCCCUUUGUCGAGAAAUUAGUCGCUUCAUGUGGUACAUGUCGAUCUGGGCACUCGGUCUUGGUGUUUUUAUUGCCGCAUCAUCUUUCAUUCUCGGAUACCCCUUUAUUCAAACUACGAUAUUCGUGAUAGGAAUUAUAGUUGCCAACAUUCCUGAAGGAUUGCAGCCAACAAUAACGGCAUCGUUGACGCUCACAGCCCAACGUAUGGUAAAGAAGAAUUGCCUCGUCAAGAAUUUGGAGGCUAUUGAAGCUCUAGGAGCCGUCACUAUCAUUUGUUCUGACAAAACUGGCACUCUGACAAAAAAUAAAAUGUGCGUCCGAGACAUUUGGACUUGGAACCGCAAAUACUCAAUAUUGGACCCAGAUUUUAAAGAUAGUUUAACGAAUAACAAAGCUAUAGAAGCCUUAAAGACAUGCGGUGCAUUAUGUAGCUCGGCAACUAUUGAUGAAAAUGGGGAGAUUCAUGGCGAUGCAUCUGAAACUGCAAUAUUAACCUUUCUCUGCACGUACAACGACCCGGCGACAUUAAGACAAAAUUAUCCGAAAAUUGUUGAAAUACCAUUUAACUCUACCAAUAAAUAUCAAGUGAGCGUCCAUUUCGAUAAGAGCAUGUCUCGAUACGUGGUUGUAAUGAAAGGCGCUCCUGAGUGCAUAUUAUCGCGCUGCAAUACUGUAGUUGUAGCAAAUAAUAAUGUUUCUAUAACGAACGAAAUAAAGGAAGCAGCAAACAAAGCUAUUGAAGAUCUUGCUACGACAGGUGAAAGAGUUUUAGCAUUUGCCGAUUUGAUACUGGACCCAAAAGUGUUUCCAACAAAUUAUGAAUUCGAUACGGAAGAAGUAAAUUUUCCAUUGGAUGGUCUUCGGUUGAUCGGUAUUAUAGGAUUGAAAGAUCCACCACGAGAGGAGCCCGCACUGCGCCGCGCCGACAUCGGUAUAUCUAUGGGAAUAACGGGAUCACAGGUAUCGAAGCAGACGGCGGAUAUCAUUUUAAUGGAUGACAAUUUCGCUACGAUUGUAAUAGGAAUUGAAGAGGGUCGCAAAAUAUUUGACAACCUGAAGAAGUCCGUGUGCUACAUUCUAAUAUCCAACGUGCCUGAAAUCCUGCCAGUUUUGAUGUUUAUCUUAUUUUCUAUUCCAUUGCCAUUAGGUGUGAUGACGAUCCUGUGCGUGGACCUGGGCACGGACAUGUGGCCGGCGGUGUCCCUGUCGUACGAGGGCGCGGAGGCGGACGUGAUGGGCCGGCCGCCGCGACACGGCGACAGGCUCGUCUCCGCGCGUAUGCUUUACCUCGUCUACGGACACCUCGGCCUCAUCGAGUUCGCAGCGGGCAUGUACGCCUACUUCACUGUUAUGGCGGAACACGGCUUCUAUCCUUCAGAUCUCUUCGGUAUAAGAGAGCGGUGGGACAACGAAGCGGUGACCGACGUGCGGGAUUCCCUGGGCCAGGAGUGGACGUACGAGGAGAGGAAGGAACUGGAGCGCGCCUGCCAGGCGUCGUACUUCGUGGCCGUCGUCAUCACGCAGAUGAUGAACGGCAUCAUAUGUAAAACAAGAUUUAAUUCUAUAUUCGAAGUCGGAAUGAAGAAUAAAGUUUUGAACUUGGGAUUGGUAUUUGAGUUGUUGCUCGCUUGUAUUCUUUGCUACGUGCCGGUCCUUAAUGAUUUUUUUUGCACGUAUCCGCUGCGACCGCAAUGGUGGUUUUUAUCAGUGCCAUUCGCAUUACUGUUACUUGGUUUCGAUGAGUUUAGAAAAUACUGCAUCAGAAAAUGGCUUUUCGAUGGAUGGUAUAACUAUCUAACUUAUUACUAGAGACGAAGUACAGCAAGAAGAAACGUUAAAUAGAUUCAAGUGAAUAUAUAUUUUAAUGAAAACAGAGUAUUUUUUUCCGGCUUAAAUUAAUCGAAUGAAACAAAAACUUAACAUAAUAAAUUUAAUGAGCAAUCAACAUAAGAUCACAACACAACAUUUUACUAUAGAUUCUUGUCAUUCAAUAUUAAUUACACUAACAAAUGAUAUGUACCUAAUGGAAUAAGGCACGACCAAUUAUUUACUUCAUAUUUAAAAACACAAUAAAAACUUAAACAUUUGAGUGCGUCUCACUUUAACAUUUACAAUUCAACUUUCAAAUAUUACUAAUGAAAAAUAUGAUACUUAAAGAAGUUUAAUGAAAACAGAUAUUUGUUUACACACGAGGUACACGAGUAAAAAAAGAAAAGAAAAAUAAUAGAAUAAAAAUAUCGUAAUUUGAAUGUAGACUUUCCUUAAAUUUUCUACUACAAUCAUAGACUAUUUUACUCUAUAUAAUCUUUUAAGAUAUAAUAAAAUUUGAAUUUAAUACUAUUAUAAGAUUUUAUAUAAAACAUACAGGUAUAAAGUCCGUAGGAAAGAUUUCGAAGAAUAAAAGGUUUUCACUAUAGAACCCUGUCUACCUCUAUAGAAAAUUCUAGGAUAGUUAUACUAAAUGUAGUCAAAACAUGUAAUUACAAUAAUAGUGUUUUAAAAUUACAAAUAUUAAAAUUGAUAAGAUAGAAAUAUAAGAAAAUAUGAAG
Molecule: messenger RNA, 3504 nt
Organism: Papilio polytes (common Mormon)
Lineage: Eukaryota; Metazoa; Arthropoda; Insecta; Lepidoptera; Papilionidae
Product: sodium/potassium-transporting ATPase subunit alpha-like
Exons: 17
Coding region: 101-2764 (887 amino acids)
Biological process (GO): potassium ion import across plasma membrane; sodium ion export across plasma membrane; intracellular sodium ion homeostasis
Cellular component (GO): membrane
Molecular function (GO): ATP binding; ATP hydrolysis activity; P-type sodium:potassium-exchanging transporter activity
Source: RefSeq, a predicted model, not a curated record